AUGAUCGCAGAAACUUCACAGACUGAAGAAAAAGAAUUACGCGGGGAUAGGACAAGGCGGCUGAAAUCGCUAAAUUAUCGCGAUUACGCGCUUAUACAAGAAGUUUUAAUGGCAGUAAAGAUUCAAUCUUUCGAUUCUGUUCUUGAUUGGAAUCUAACGAAUAGUGUUAAAGCUUUUCUUCCCAAUUUGGAAGAUCUCAUGAGUGAAGAAUGUUUUGAAUAUAUUGGAGAACAAAUUCAAACAGCCGGUUCAAAGCUUCAAACAAAAUUCAAUUCAUUGAAUAACAACAUAACACAAAUCUGUGAUGUUCUUAUGUCUCUGAAUGAAUCUGAUUCUGAAAACCUCGAAGUUUGUUUACCAACUGAUGAAGAUUUCAAUGCUGCACUUGUUGGUGAUCAAGAAAUCAUUACCCCAGUUAUAAACCGCGAGUUCACAGAUUUCUUGUUUUGGCUUCUUGAUGAUCAAAUUAAUGAAGCUCAGCAUAAUCUUGUCUUUGAAGAUGGUAUGGUUGAAGACAAGGAUGUCUCUGAAGAUUAUAAGGUUGAAGAAGACAAGGAUGUCUCGAAAUAUGAUCAUGUCUCUGAAGAUUAUAAGGUUGAAGUAGACAAGGAUGUCUCGAAAUAUGAUCAUGUCUCUGGAGAUUAUAAGGUUGAAGAAGACAAGGAUGAAUCUAAAUAUGAUCAUGCCUCUGUAGAUUAUAAGGUUGAAGAAGACAAGGAUGAAUCUAAAUAUGAUCAUGUCUCUGAAGUUUAUAAGGUUGAAGAAGACAAGGAUGAAUCUAAAUAUGAUCAUGUAUCUGAAGAUUAUAAGGUUGAAGAAGACAAGGAUGUCUCUAAAUAUGAUCAUGUCUCUGAAGAUUAUAAGGUUGAAGAAGACAAGGAUGAAUCUAAAUAUGAUACUGAGGAAUCUGAAUAUGAUACUGCUGAACUUUCAUUUGAUUUUGAUAAAUCUGAGUAUGAAGCUCCAAUUGAUGAUGAAGAUGAAGACGAUUUGAGUUGGCCGUGGAUUUCAGAUAGAAACAUGGCUAAUUUUCACGAUAAUUUUGAUGUUGAAUUUCGAAAUAAAAAACUGGCUAAUGAAUUCAAAUUUUUCGACGAGAAUUUGGUUUCUAAUGUUGAAUUUGCAGCAGAGAGAAACCUGGCUACUGAAUUAAAACUUCUCAACAAGAAUUGGAGUUCUAAUGUUCUGAAUAAUGAAUUCAAUUUUCCCGCUGAGAAUUGGAUUUCUAAUGUUCCGGAUAAUGAAUUAUAUUUUCUUAACGAGAAUAAUGAAUUAAAUAUUCUCGACGAGAAUGUUGUUUCUAAUGUUGAAUUUCAACAUAGAAAACUGGCUAAUGAAUUCAAUUCUCUCUACGAGAAAAACAUUUCUGAUGUUGAAUUUCAAGAUAGAAACCUCACUAAUGGAUUCAAUUUUCUCGACGACAAUUAUGUUUCUGAUGUUAAAUUUCCAGAUAGAAACCUGCCUAAUGAAUUCAAAUUUCUCGAUGAGGAUUGUGUCAUAGUGGAGGAAGAUGAUUACCAAAUCCUUAACUAG
Messenger RNA from Impatiens glandulifera, 1533 nucleotides. RefSeq lists its product as uncharacterized. The record is from RefSeq and is a predicted model, not a curated record. The transcript has 6 exons. Lineage: Eukaryota; Viridiplantae; Streptophyta; Magnoliopsida; Ericales; Balsaminaceae. Bases 1 to 1533 code for a protein of 510 amino acids.